Solanum stenotomum is the source of this 609-nucleotide messenger RNA. RefSeq lists its product as uncharacterized. The record is from RefSeq and is a predicted model, not a curated record. The transcript has 4 exons. Lineage: Eukaryota; Viridiplantae; Streptophyta; Magnoliopsida; Solanales; Solanaceae. The coding region runs from base 1 to 609 and encodes 202 amino acids.
AUGGCUAUUAGGAUGAGACAGAAUUUGCCUGAAUACAAUCAUAUCCCUUCUGUUCAUUACUUCUACUGUCGUCGUUGCAGAACUCAAGUUGCAAUCAUCCAUUACAUUCCGACUCUACGGAUUCUUACUAGAGUGUAUAUACGCAGGUUUAGGGUUGAAGUAGCAGAGGACGAGCCACAACAUAGAGUAACAGAUGGCAUGACCUUGAUCCUAGCCGAGACUAACUGUGUCCAAUGUAGAAGCCUGCUCAUGUGGAAAAUUAUUGCCGUCUCCCAACCGUCUAAUGUUUAUAGAGUAGGAGGAUUCAUUAUGAGAUUGAACGCAUUUAUUAGCUGGAACAAUGUAACGUUGUUUGAUUUACUCUUUGGAGGCAAUAAUGCACAGGCUCCUAAUGAUCAAGAUGGAGGUGCAGAUGAAGAACAGAAUCAUGAUCAUAAUGGAGGCCCUAAUGAGCAAAAUGCUGAUCAAAAUCAAGUUGAAGACCCUAAUGAGCAAAGUGCUGAUCAAGUUGUAGGAGCUAAUGAGCAAAAUGCUGAUGAACAUGGAGGCGGUAAUGAACAGAAUCAUGAUCAAGAUGGAGGCCCGCCAACUAAACGAAUGAAGACAUAG